Molecule: messenger RNA, 628 nt
Organism: Medioppia subpectinata
Lineage: Eukaryota; Metazoa; Arthropoda; Arachnida; Sarcoptiformes; Oppiidae
Source: the annotation of a GenBank genome assembly
UUUGAUGGCUCCCAUCAAUGAUAACACAUUUUCUAUAUUCUCAUCGCUGUCUGAAUCGGCGAACGGAAUACUCUUCGGAACAAUUUGCGGACUCUUCUUAGUUUUAGUACUUCUUUCAUCGGUUUUGUGUUUUCUUAAACGAAAAGCGAGCGAAACUUCCGGAUCUGAUGACGAGAGGUUAGGCUUAACAGCACUCAUAAGGCGAACAAACGCCACCAAAAUAGCGAUUUCUUAUUUCAAGCGGAAUUUGAAACCCUUCCCGAAAAAUUUUCCGAUCGCACCACUAAUGCAAGCGAUUCGCCUGAAAACAUGUCCAAAAAUCGAUAUCCAGACAUUAAAAGCUACGAUCAAACUCGGCUACGAUCAAACUCGGGUUAUAUUGAACACAAUUGAAGGCAUCCCUGGAUCUGAUUAUAUAAACGCAGACUUUGUUGAGGGAUACAAACGACGCAAAGUAUUUAUCUGCGCUCAGGGGCCCACUCAGAAAACUGUGAAUGAUUUUUGGCGAAUGAUUUACGAACAGAAAUGCAGAGUAAUUGUUAUGUUGACUGGCAUUGAAGAACAGGGAAGAAUCAAAUGUAGCCAAUACUGGAGUGAAGAACAGCCCAAAGAGAUAUCAAAUAUGUUU